AUGGAAGAUGCCUAUGCAGGACUCUGUUCACAGAGCGUAUUCGAACCCAAAAUGGACUUUACGCUUUGCAUAAACAAAUCAAUAAAAUUAUUUUUAAAAGAUAUAAAUAUAUCCAAAUAUGAUAAAAAUAAUGUAGAUAAUAAAAAAGAUGUAAAUACAAGUGAUACCAAAGUUAUUGAAACUUCAAAUGAUCAAAAUCAAAAUAAUCAAAAUGAUCAAAAUGAUCAACAGUCAGAUAUCUUAAAUAAUCAACAUCUAUUAAAAGAAAAUGAAGCAUUUUUAAAUGGAUAUCUUUACUUUUCCAGAAUUGGUCAUAACAUAAAUUUAUUAUUAAAUGAAUUGUCUUCAAUAAAAAAAGAUUUCAGAUUUUUAAAUAAAGAAACAAGAAAAAAAAUUAAGAAAUUCAAACAAGUUAAAAACAAAAAUAUUAUAUAUAAAGAUUUAUUACAAGAUAUAAAAGAAAAACGUAAGCGAAAAGAGAUAUAUGAAAAACUAAGUAUCGAAAUAAAAAAGUUAGAUGAAGUUAAAAAGGUACAAGAAAAACAAAAAAUAGAAAAAGACGAAAUAAAUAAUUUAGAGCAUAAAAUUUUAAAUAUAGAAAAUAUUAUAAAGUCUAAUAAUGAUCAUAUACAAGAAACCAUAAAUCAAAUUAAUAAAAUUGUAUCGGAGAAUAUACAAAUAUGA
Molecule: messenger RNA, 684 nt
Organism: Plasmodium falciparum 3D7
Lineage: Eukaryota; Apicomplexa; Aconoidasida; Haemosporida; Plasmodiidae
Source: RefSeq, a predicted model, not a curated record